GCGAAACAAAGGCUCAUGGAGUAAGUCUAACAGAAGAAAGGAGCUGAAAAACGAAGGAGCAUCUAUCUUGAAAGAAGAAAAGCUCCUUCGCUUCGCCGCUCUUAUCUUCUAUCCCAGUGCUCGAAUUUAUGUGGCUCGGACACCUAAGGUAUCAGCGAGGAAAUGAACCUUCAAGACAGGUACCAACUUAACUAACUUAUUCACUAACCUAGAAAAUGAAAUCACGAAUUCCUGGAUGCAUUUACGAAACUUUUCUUCAGAUUUCAAUGCGUUAUGAAAAAAAAUUCCUGCACUCCUAGAGCCAGUUAAUUCACUCUUAUUCAGUCAAUUCAUUCAUAACAACUCUAAUGAAAAUUUUUUAGUAAAUAUCCUUAUAAUCUUACAAAAUGAAUAAACAAUUUAACAAAUAAAUAUGUAAGUGAUUCAUUUACUUAAUGAAUGCAUUACUGAGAGAAUGAAUCAAUAAUUGAUUUAUUGAAUGAAUCGGUGAAAGAAUGAAUGAAUUGAUAAACGAGUGAAUGAGGAAAUGAUUCAUUGAGUGAAUUGAUGAAUGAGUUUAUGAAUGAAUUUAUGAAUAAAUUAAUUGAUAAGGUAAUUAAUCAUUUUAGCUAAUGAUGAAAUUAGUUUUUAACUAAGUUGCUAUGUAUACAUCCAUUGAAGAUUCUUUUGCCAAAUAGCUGUAAUACUAUUUCAAGAAGAGUUCAUGUCACGACUAUAAAAUUUUCAGAAAUAUGCAGGGGAUCGUAAUGGAACAUCGACGUCUCCAACGUCUCUUUGGCGACUUAAGAUUCAGGCAACUUUGAAUCCUUCUUCAUUCAUUUAAUGAAAAGAAUAGUAAAGUUUAAGUUUCUUUCUGUGCUACAUUUAGGUAUUCAGUUUGCGCCAAAAAUCCUGGAAUUGUAGUUUAGAUUCUGUACCUUUCCUCUGUAUUUCAUUCCCAGCCCUAUUCUAAUUUUUUUUGUACCCCUUUUCUUUUUUCACACAUUAUACUCAUCAUACGUAUUUCUUAAGACUAUUCAGUUACAAAAGGGUCAAUUCCACUUUACAAAAUAAGCAGUAAAUAAGGCUGUUAAUGUCUCUUCGAGCUGCACAAAUUGUCUGUUUUUCUUUUUCUUGACUGCAGCUAGAACCCGCCAUCUAAAUUUAUCAGAAACGUUACAUUCGAGCUAACAUUCUCCAAAUAUAAUGUCCAUCAAUAUUUUGCUAGUCGCUUGGUCAAUGUUUAUAAUCCUACCCGUUUCAAAUAUUUACCACCACGUGUUAUUGAACUAGAGAGAAACAGAAAUAAAGCCAGUGAUUUGCCUUGAGAUUAAGCUUAGCUACAAAAUUUAAUCAUUUACAAACGCAAUGUAAAAGAAACAGUUACUUUUGAUCUUCUGUUUACUUUGAAAAUUGCAAACAGUGAAUCUAUUUCCUGACAAAAUUCAUGGUAUAAAAAACCUAGAGUUUCUAAAAGAACUUACAACAGUACCAUUCUUUCUUUCUCAAAAACUCUUUUUUGUACUUCUAAUUACUUCAGCUUACGAUUUUUCUUCAGUUCGUAUUUGAUUUAAAGAGACUAUCAGUAGUUUUUUCUAGUAUAAAAAGAGCACAGAAGAGCGGAAACAUACCAUACCAUUGUCAGUGCAAUUUUCUACCGCUCUUCCGUUCUGUUCAAAUUUGCUGGUACCAAAGGCUUAUUAAAUUUUUCAUUAGCACGCAAUAGCAGCAGGACGUUCAAAAGUCUUUGCAGCGACUCUGAUUGUUGUCUUUGAAAUUAGCACGGAAGAGCGGAAACAUACCAUACCAUUGUCAGUGCAAUUCUUUACCGCUCUUCUGUGCUGUUUUCAAAUUUCCAAGCAGAGUAGAACAAGUAUGCGACCUUGUUCCUAUUCUAUUUAGCAUAGUAAUUUGACCUUGUGCAAGCUAAGAUAACUUAUAAACGAAAUAAUCUACAUAAAAACGAAAAAGCCGCCAUUGUGUAGACAAAAGGAGUUCGUUUUCUCUCUUGGACUCCAUUGGUAAUUUUUCUUUAGGCUCGCGGCACUGAUUGGUCAACUAUACCGGUCUUGUGCUUGCGUUUUUCUGAUUGGCCUAUUUCGAUCCACAACUGGGUAUAUAUUUUUCCAUCGUGUUUUUUCAGAACCUAUUCUGACGUUUUAUGCUCUGAGGAGUGUCAGACGAAAAAGCUUUAAGUAUGUUGUAAAAUGUUUGCUUUUUUCAAAGCCAUUUUUAAGAUAACUUAGUUGGAUUAGAAUAGGAAUUGUUUCCACAAAGCAGUUUCUUAAUUUUCGUUACCGAAAUGAAUGUGAGAAAGAAUAUAGUAGAAAGAAUUUAGACUUUGAGGUGUGCAAAUUUCAAAGUUGAACUUGAUAGGAGAAUUUACCGAGGAGAGCAAGCAAAUAUAAACAGGCCAUUAUUCAUAGAAAGGAAAGCAUUUAAAUAAGUAAAGCUGUCUAUACUCGAUUGAUGCCAGCGAUGAAUUGCGUGAUUGUGAAACUGUAACAAAAGCAAUUGUUCAAAAGUAGUGUUAAUUAGCCAUAUGCCGACUCAUCAACGCUAAAAACAUCAUCUGACACCAUGUUUUUUAAAAACCAAGGUUGUUUAUAUAAUAACAUAGCUCAUUUUUAUUUGCUUUGUAAAUUUUGUUUACUUUACUAUCUUUUAAUAAUUCAUUAAUUGACAAAAGGCCUGGGACUGAAGCUUACAAAGUGGGUUGUUCUUUCAUUUCAAAGUGACAGGCUAUUUCCUUUUCAUGGUGACAGCCAUCAGGUCAAUAUUUCAUUUAUUAAACCAAAUGCGCUCUUUUUACAAAUCUGAUUCUUGCCUUUUCUUAAAGAAAGUAAGCUUCUGGUUGAUGUUUACAAACGCUACAUACAAAAUCAGCAACGCUCAAUGAGCAGGGGCGUGCUCUAAUAUCUUCGUCUUUUUCUUCCGUAUGUAUGUUUUAACAUUUGUACUAAUUAUUUUGUGCAUCAGGAGAAUGCAGAGGACAUUAUCGACUGUAAUGUUGCUUGAAGCCAAAUUAAGAGUACCUUGAUAUAAAAAGGGAAAUAUUGAAAACAGAAGAGUUUGAAAACUAGAGUAUUUGAAAAUGUUUUUUCAGGGAAUCAGUGUUUGAAGGGCCUAGCAUUUGAAUAAAUCAAUCUUGACUAGACGAUCGAAAUAAGAUAGUUAGUAUUAUAAGAUCGUACUCGUGUCCAAUUUCUGUUUUGAAAAUGGCGAUUUAGAGAGGAAUUAUCAAUAGUGAGUCUGCUGCUUUUUUGAGUUACCUGCUUUUCACUAAUGCGGCUCAUGUUGUAUUCAGUUGAAGGCUACACUUUGCCGCUUUGUGAUGUAGGUUAAUUCUUGGUUAUAGAAGUUAUACUUAUGAAGUAUACAACAAUCUUGGACACCGCUAUUCUGCAAACACCCGAACAUGUGAUUGGUGGCACGAAUGUAUAGUAAAACCUGCCAAGCGUAAACGUAUAUCAGUCAACGUUAUAUGGGAAAGCCCAUUACAUCGGUAGUGUCUUAUGUACAUAUGCUUAUAUGACUCAGCAUUAUGUAGCAUUAAACAGCAUAACAUCAAUUGUUACAGGAGUGCCCGAGGGUUGUCACGCAAAAUAACUGCCUUGAAGUGUAUAUCUAGGCAUUCGAAAUAGGACUGCGGGAGAGGGGCUCAGGGGGUUUCACCCUUUUGAAAAUUCCAAGAAUCGGCUUCAAACAAUUCACUUAAUCAUCUUACGCUACAUUCUCUGCUGCCCUUCACUUUGCUAAUUUGGAAAAAGCUCUAAUCGCGAUCUUAAUUUCUGUUUCUGUUUUUGAUUUGUUAUUCGUCCUUAAGAUAAGUUGGGAAGUAGCUCUGUAUUAUUCUAUAAAAGGUGAUGCUCGAAUUCAUAGCAAAAUUUCUCGGAAGAUUAUUUCCUAAAAAAAUGAACACUGAAAUCAUUAGAAAGAUGAAAUUAGGCAUCAAGAAUAUAUUGUUGUGUGCAAUCGAAAUCAAGAAGCAAAAAUUUUGCGUUUUUUCACAUAAAUGGUAAAUAGUGAAAAAGUAAAGCGUUGUUGUGUAGAUCAUACACAAUGAUUCAUAUCGAUGCAUUUGUCUCUAUAAAGUAAAUAUUUACUCGAUAAUCCUGUUCUUGAUUAUAAUACUAGCAAUUGAAUUUUCCGUCUUUUUAGUUUAUAUUUAUUAUUCAUAGCCUAUUUAGCAAACUUCGUAAUUUUCCCUGUAAUUUGCCAAUCUUACCUAUUCAAAUUAGUUUUCAAAUAUUUACAGCUAGCUUUAGCUUGGCUGCUAUAAGACGGGGGCAAAAACGAGCAUAUUUCAAAUACCUCUUUGUCUCGCGCUACAGCUACACGGUAUUUCUACACGGUAUCUCGUCAGAUAUUUCUCCUCUUCAACUCAACCAUUUCGCCCUCUCUCUUCUUAUGCAGGUUUGACAAAAUCUGCUUCAAUUUUUCUAUAUCUUAUGUUUAACAGAAGCAUGUGGUUUCAUGUGCAUUUUCUGGUUUCGGAAACUAUAGCUUUUUCAUCAAUUAUCUUGGCAUCAUAUUUUUUCAUGUGUGUUUAUUUAAAACUUUUUUCCCAUUUUUGCUUCCAUGAUCCUUCUGUGCCGUAAAAAUAACUUUAAAAAUUCUUUGUGACUAUGAAUUCCUUACGUUUGCGCUUCACAUUUCAUGUGCGAAUCAAGUACAUUAAAAAUCAUACGCUGUACGAUCCCCCUUCUAUUUGCGUUGACAAAACUGUUUAUCGAGAUACCGGCCUUUCUUCGGUGGAUUGUAUUUUAUACCUCUUUGUUGUUGUAAUUUUUUAUUGACUAUUGGCUUAACGCAAACGUACUCACAUUUUCAAUUACCUGGUGUAUAUUUAGCAUUUGCAGGGUAGCAAAAGCAUUUAUAAUGCAUGCCAAGAGUCGUAGCAUGUAGCGAUAUAGCGUUUAGCGUUGCCAACACUGCAGCAAGGUUAAGCCUGUAAAAUGAGCCGGAAUAAUUCAAGUUACAAUACUUCUAAACAUGGUGGGUCCUAUAAUAGCGACAUGCUGGCAAUGUCUCGUAAGGGAUUCAGAGGUGAAAGACGAGGCUCAUACAGGCCAUCACCGGAUGACCUUCUCUAUUGCUUAGAUGAUGGUUUAGAUGAGGUGGAUGAAAUCGAGGUAUGUGAAUUUGUUGUUUAGAGUGGAGUACCGGCUAAAUUACUACAAAUAAUCACGCCUAAUGUCAAAAAGCAGCCUAAAUCUAUGUGCUUCAAAGGUCGCAGUGACAUCUUGCGCGCUCGUUUGACUUUUAAGACCAAGGUGUGCAUAAUUCGAACAUCGCCAAUACGCCAAUUGCUACACCCGAUAGAUUUUGAUUGAACAAAAUAACCUGUAGUAGUUUUCUAUACACAUCUACCAGAGUGAUUGUUUGGCCAAGGUGUUCCUUAUUCAAGCGGGUAAAACACUGCUACCUUUGCUUUUAGGAUCAUAUCUCCUUUUCAAUCUGUUUUAAAGAUACUAAUAUCUGGUUAGAAAAUCUCUCUCAAAGAUUAUCUAUCCAUUACGAGUGAACAAAAACAUAAAUUUUAGAUACCAAGCUAAGAAACUCACUGAAUUUGAAUUCAAUCUAGUGGAUAAGUCAUGGUGCUUUUCAAGAAUUUUUGGAUCAGAUUAUUAACGUUAAUGGGUCACUGAACCAUUUUACUUGAAUGUAAUCAAUGUGUUUCAAUCGCAUGGAAGCACUUUUAUGUCCCAAGAAUCUGCAACAGCGAAAUGCUGAACAAUUUUUCUACUGCUUUUAUUUCAAGCUCCAAAUUAAAUCUAAUUGCAACGCACUCUUUGAAACACCCUUUUUAGACAGAAACCUACAAACAAGCGAUUUUAUCCAAAAGUUUCGUUUCUGCAUACAAAGCCUUGCAUAAAUGACAUCUACAUCACUGUUCUCUCUCAAAGGAAACAAACCUUUAGUUCUGUAUGUGUCUGUUAUGAGAAAGCCUUAACAGGAGGAAAUAGAAGUCAUUUCUGAUUCAGAAAAACUGUUUUUAUGUGUUACUGGAAACAUCUUUUAGUGUGACGGUAAAUUAAAGCAAAUAUUCUCUAAGGAAUGAUACAAAGUUUAUGUAUUAAUCUUUGUAAUUACUUGAUCCUAGUACAUUCGAUGGUGGGAAUCAGUUUUGAACUUGGGAAAAAUAUAGUUUCCUCCAAAAGUUAAUUCUUUGUCUACAAAUCCCAACUUCAAUUUCAAGAGCAAAGUCACUUAAAACCAGAAACGUUUUAUCUUGUGUUUCAUUUGCAAAAAAAUUUUGAAAGGCUACUCUUUAUCAUAGAAAUACGAAUUGGGCUCACUAUCUUUCGCGAAAACUUAAUUUUUUUCAAAAUUUUCCUUUUCGACAGAUAAUGUCUAGAAUGACAAAUCUCUGCAAUCUUUUUAAAACUUGUUAUCGUUAUAGCCUGCGUUCCUUUUAUCUGAAACGUUAAUAUAAUUGGAGUUAAUUUCAGAAGUAUCAUCUGAGUGAAGUGAAUUUGUUGUUCAAAGAAGGCGGAUCAUCUAAAUGUUGGCUAAUUUUUCUCAUUUGCCUUCUUAUCUACAAGAUUCUCUUGUAAUCCCCUUAAUCUUCUCUAACAAGGUACUUAGUUUCAUUAACAUUUUUCUUUUACAUUUAGAUAACUUAGCAACAGAAAAACUUUUAAGUUGCAGCUUUUAAAAUUCUUCCGCUUUCAGAACAAUAUGUAUUCCUCUUGUUUUUUUAUCACAGCAAGUGACUGGCAAAGGAAAUGCUUUCUUCUGCUUUUCGCUAAAGCCAUAUUGGAGUAUUUCUUUCCCUUUUGUAGUGGAAAUUUUCUAAGGUUGAAGAAUAUCAUUAUUCUUCAAUAAAUUCAUGUUGAUUCUACUGUUUUUGGGCAGACGCAUGUUGUUUCUAUUCGCUCACUUAAGGUAGGCGGGUGCUAAAGGUAUGGCUAACCUUAUUUGCUGUAUUCGUUCCCACUGAAACAAAAUCACGUUAAAUUGGACAAUUUAAAUUGGAAUCCUUCUGGACAAUCCAUCAAAAUUUGUCCCAAAAAAUUUGAUUGUCUGAAAUCUGUCAUUUUGUAAAUCUUAUCUCGUUGAAAAAUUUUACUUCUUUGAAUACAGAAAAAACAAAGAAACGUUUGACCUUUUAUCGAAAAAAAGGUUAAGAUUUGAACCAUGGCAGGAGUUUCUACUGAAAUUUCAAGGUCUCUAGUGACAUAAAAGUUCUUGAAUGCGUUUGUUUGGUUCAUAAUUACAUUCGUGUGGAAAUUUUUUUGCCACUGAUUUUACGCUUUUGCAAGUCUAGGUUAGAGAUUUUUGCAAGUUAUAAAGAUUUUCUAAGUUUGCUUGCUUCUUCUAUAUAGUUCAUGGAUCAUCGUGCAGGUUCUCCGGUACUUAUAAUUGCCAGACAUUUGUAUUUAGAAAUACGCCCACAGUAUGACGGAAGGAAUAUGUUCCAAAGAUUUUAAUUUAGUUCGAAAUCUUUAGAAUGCGAAAUUUACUUCGCUAAGCAGUGGAAAAUUUCAAAAACACACUUGAAGGAAAAUCCCAUUUUUACUUUAGCUCAGAGUGAACUAGAAUUUGUCGCUGAUUGUGAAAGUCUCAUUUAACCAGGGAUGAUAAGGAAGUUCAAGGGAAAUUAAAAUUUGGUGCUUUAUGGCGAAAGUUCGUUUCAUUUGGAGUUUGAUUUAUCUAGAGCGUUUACUAUAUGCAAGUUGCUAAAAACAACAUUCAAAUUUCCUAAUUUCUUUUACGAUAUCUCCCGUCAAUGAUCUGUUCUUUGCAUUCAAAUUUCUUUCGAAAUGACGUUAACAUUGUUUAAAUAUGAACCCUUGUUUACCUCCGCUUACACAAUCUGACCAGAAUAUGGGUUUCUUCAAAAAUAGCUGCUUUAGACAGACGUUAAGAAUUGCUAAUGAAUCUGAUACGAUGCAUGUUAUAAAAGAAUGACAUUUUAUUCAUCAUCGCUAGUCGCUUGUCUGUCCGUAGUUUACUUUACACGGCGCCGAUUUCUCUAUAACACUUCCAACUAAAUCUUGGUUGUUUUAAAAAGCCUUCUGCAAAUUUAUCACCACCCGACAGCUGCAUCAUGAAUUAUAUUUUUGCACAUGAUAUUCUGUCUACGAUAUCGCUUUCUUGCUAAUUGAUUCCAGGCUUUUUAUAUUUUAGAACCGACGUUUUAAUAGGAUUUUGAUUUACUAUCUUGGCAUUCAGCAAAAGAUUUCGUUUAUCGAAGAUUAGCCUGCCAUGUAAUCAUCAACAUAUUUCUGUUGUGAUUUGAAGGCGACUUUGCUAUUGGCAUAAAUCAUACAUAUUGCAUUACUUAUCAUAAAGGUGUUAGCAUAGACAUUAAUACUCAGGGUGGUUUAGUAGUUUAGCCCAGUUUUAUACGGUAAAGAAUGGCUGUGGCAGAGAUAUCAUCAAGAUUCUCCGAAAGAUGGUUUGGGUAGUCAGUAUUCGUGAUACCUUUCUUUACUAUUUAGUUUCUUUGCUGUUUAGAUUGUACUUGGGCUUUUAGCCUUCUUAGUGCCUACCUAACUAAAAACGGCAAGCUUAGUAAGGUACGAGAAUGGUUCCGUGUAAAGUUACUACCACACAACGAAUACUUCUCAACAAUGGAAAAUAUUUCUCAUUCCACACUCGCCCUCUAUGUAUGAUGAAUAUAUUAAACACUUUUGGUGUAUAGAGCGGACGGUUUUAAGUUGCUACUCCAAGUUUCACGUUUAAUGCGGUCAAGGGACAACUUUCCUAUAGGUAUUUUACUUCAUAUGUAAGGGAUAUGUCUCAUAGACAUCAAAGGAUAUGUCUCAUAGAUAUUUCUUCCGCUAAUUUUUUUCUCUAGAUUUAUUUAGUCAAAUACAUAAAGGGUGGAUAUUGUAUGUAUUCAAAAUGAUGCUCAAUGUAACUAGAAGUAGAAAAGAUCAAGAAUCAAUCAAUCAAUCAAUCAAUCAAUCAAUCAAUCAGCGUUAUCAUUGAAUCAGUGCCUCUGAUUAAUAGCAAAUCAGUGUAAUAAAAUUUAUGCAAACUCUCUAUGAUCGGCCAUGAGCUCUUCUAUCAAUCAAUCAAUCAAUCCCAAUGCAAGGCUAAUAAUAUAUAAACGAGGGUAUAUAUUAAUACAAUAAAUAUACUAAAAUGCGUGCGGUACAAUGUGAUGCUAUAAUAAUGAUCAAUGUAAGUAAAUUGUACCAGGAAAAUUUUUUUUAAAAUAAAUAACGACGUAUCAAGUACAUUUAUGUAUUUGUUUGUCAUAUACUAACCUUUCAAAACCUGUUAAGUGUUAAAUGAAGGAAUUUAAGCCAAUAAGCGGAAGUCAGAAAGAAAAUGCCCAAAUAGGGCUCAAUAUGCAAGACCGAGUGCAAGACUAAUCAUCCAUUCAUUCAAACGCCAAUUUUCUUUCAUUUGUCAACCUCACGUUUUCAACCGAAUUCAUCAUUUCAACAUAAUUUAUAUUCUCGUGAUUUUCAUGACAUCUCUGACUUGAAAAAUGCAAACAAAUGUUAUAUUUUAUGUCAUCAAAAAGAAUAAAAACUUGACAUAGCAGUGAAGCUGUGGUAAUCUUUGUACAGCUUCUGAAUGUCUUCACUGAGUUUUUAAAAUCCUCUCAAAUUUGAAAGCUAGCUAUGACAUAGGUUCAUUUAUUAGUUUCUUCCAAAGUAUUUUCUGAAAUAAAUAUCUUUAGAAAGUUUACACUCCCAAAACAAUUACAAGUGUUCAUUUGAAAUUAUAGGAAAUCCUUUCUAGUUUGUUGUGAUAAGAAAUAGUAUCAUUCUAUAGCUUUUCGAUUUUGUGUAUGUAAGCGUGGAAAAUCAUGCUACAAAAGCAUAAGGCACUGACACAAGCUCUCAUUGCUUUUUGCUAGUAACGUUUCAUGAUUUUCUGUAUUAGCUAACGUCCUUAGCUGGUGUUUUCUUGUUACAUUAAUUACUCCUAAAAAGUGCGCCAGGUGGUCUAAAACAAAGCAAAACGCAGACUAGGUAACGUCUGGGCUCGUCUGUCCGUUUUUAUCGUGGCUUUGGACAGAUGAAUAGACGUCAAGACAUCCUUCUACGCACAACUAUAUUCUGUAUUGCACGCUGAAGCUGAAUUGGUGCCCCCCGUUUUAAAAUAUCUCCGAUUGGUGAUACUACAACAAAGAACAAAGACGUUGUCAUUUUGGUAUAUUGCAUUAAUUUUGCUAUGAAAAGCUGAAAGGUGAAUACAAGUUGGCAGAUGCUUCAGCAAGUGGAAGGAUCACCACAAGAUAAGCUUAGGCUACUUUUUGCAGGAAGUUAACGAAGAUGUCCUCAACGAGUGAAGGCUGUGGAGAGAGGGAGCCGCUGUUAGAAAAGCAUGAAAAAAAUCCUGAGGAGGAUAUGUCUGUUGCGGAGGAGCCAGAGGUCGCUGUUAACACAAGCUGUUUAUCAAAGCAAAGAUUAAAGCAAUCGGAAGAGAAGAGUGAGGCAGAUUUGAGUACAGACGAUUGCAACAGGUUGUUCGUAGAUAAUAGAAGUGUUGAAUACAAGGAUUCGUCUUCCUCCGUUAAAGAUCGCAAAGAGGAAGGCAAAGAGGAGUAUUCACAGAGAUCUCCAUUGCAAAAAGAUCUUGCUGCAAAGCCUCUGAGACCGAAGUCUUUUCCAAGUAGAAAGACAGACACGAUGGAUGAGUUGAAAGAGUGUAAAAUGGAAAGACCGGGGGGCAAUUCUUCAGGUGGUACCAGUUUAAUGUCACCAGUUAGCGAAAUGGAACCCUCUUUUGGGAGCAUGGCAGUGGAUCAUGAAAAAGACAUGGGUGAGUCGAAAGAAAGAGCGGGGAAACCCAAUGAGCGACCAUUUAGCCAAGAAAUUCCAUCAUCGGGGAUUGCAAGUGAAACUUGCAAAAGCUUUCAUGCUAAAAAGAACACUGAAGAUGAUGGCUUUCGUCGUAAUACUUUCGAUUUUAAACAGAAACCGUCUUUGCAGUCAAAAGCAAAACCAAUCAGGCGAUCUAGCUCUUUGAAUGGUAAUAAGAGUAGAGAAUCCGUUGAUUUAGACAAGCAAACAAGUGAGAACCAAGAGAAGCCGUUGGCAAGCGAAACAGAACACGAAGUGUCUCAUACUGCUGACACCCAAGAUCAAAAUCAUGGCAUUACUGAAAAGCAGCAAAUUGCGCCCCGUACAAGCCUACCCCCAAUGGUUUCAAUUCAUGACCGUAUGGCUGCAUUUAAUCAGCAAGUUGAAGCCCAGUUGCCUGUUGCAGAAGUCGCAAAGAAAAAAGCAGAGCAAGAACGCAUUGACAAGGAAAAUGGCCUCACACCACUUAUGCUGGCCUGUCGUGAGAACAAAUUCAGCGUUGUUGAGAAGCUUAUUGAGCUCGGCAACCCUGUCAACGAGCUUGAUAAGGAAGGGAAAUCUGCACUAUACCAUGCUGUUACUUCGGGCUCUGAUAGCAUCGUCAAGUGCCUUCUCAAUGCAAAGGCAGAUCCAAAUCUCACUGCUGGGGAGAACAACAGAAACUGCUUACAGCAAGCAUGUUCAAGAAACAGUGGAGCUCUUGAGAUUGUCAAAGCAUUGCUUAAAGUUAUGGGGAAAGAUGCAAAGCUAAUACCAGAUAAUGAAGGGAAUUUACCACUGCAUAUCGCAGCAACGACUCGCAAUGCCUUGCUGUCAAAAGAAUUACUUCAGAGUCAUGCGGAGGAGCAGCUGAAAGCCGUCAAUAAGGAGUAUUUAGAUACACCCCUUCACGUCGCUGCUCGCCACAAAGACGUUGAUAUAAUCAAAAUUCUUGUUGAUAAUGGAGCUAAUGUGGCAGAAAAGAAUACUGACGGCCAAACUGUCUUGCACAUUGCUUGUUCAGUAGGUGACGAAGCUACAGUGAAAUAUCUACACUCUGUCAAAGCAAAUCCUAACAUACAUGAUAAGUUAAAUCGAACGCCUCUGCAUGUGGCAACAGAAGGUGGUCAUAGUUCAAUUAUUGAGAUUCUCAUUGACAAGUACAAAGCGGACGUAAAUCAGCGUUCAAAGGAUGGCAGCACGCUUAUUCAUUUGGCAUCAAAAUGCGGCCAUCCAGAAGUCGCUCUGUUUUUCGUCAAAAGAGGAGUCCCACUUCAAAUGCCAAACAAGGAAGGAGCCAUUUGCCUUCAUGAAGCUGCUAAGCAAGGCCAUGUGAGUGUUGUUAAGAGUCUGCUCCUGAAGGGUGCUUCAGUCAACGUGAUGACUAAGGAUUUCUACACCCCGUUACACACAGCUGUAAGGCAUGGCAAGCAUUUGGUUGUGCAAGUUGUGCUUGGAUUUGGUGCAGACGUCAACUGUAGAGGUGGACAGAACCGUGAGGCACCUCUGCAUCUUGCUGCAAGGCUUCAAAAAGACGCUCGACAUGUGUCUGAAAUGUUGCUGAAAAGUGGUGCAAAUGUGAAUGCUGCUACUGAGCAAGGAGUUACCCCUCUUCACAUUGCUAUUGAACACAAAAACUACGACCUAGUAAAGAUGCUGCUGGAUGAAAAUGCCGAUGCACUCUGGACCGCCAAGAAUGGAGAAAUCGCACUACACAUAGCUGUGAGAACUUGUAAUCUUGCAAUAACAUUGGCUUUAAUUGAUCAUAUCAAAACAAAACACACGCGCAAAGAGACCAUUACUGCAUUAAACAGCAAGAACUUGGAUGGUGAAACUGCUCUUCAUUACGUUAGCAUGCUGCGACCAGUGGAAAGUGAGAAAGGCCAUGAGCUUGAUAUUGCAAAACUGUUGGUUGAUAACAGUGCAGAUACGACUAUCCUUAAUGUUAAGGCAAUGGAGAGCUCACUUCACUAUUGUGCACGGCAUGGUAACCUUGAAGUUCUAAAACUUUUUUUAAAGACAAUGCACCCUGAAGAGGCAGCAAAAGCUGUCAACUUUCAAAAUAAGGACGGUUGGUCGCCAUCUUUAGUUGCUGCCAGAGAAGGCAAUGAAGAAAUCAUGAAAGUACUUAUCGAUUACCAUGCAAGGUUGGAUAUUUUUGAUGAGGCUGGUAAGACUGCGCUGCAUGUUUCUGCUGAAGCUGGUCAUUUAAAUCUAGUUGAAUUGCUGAUGCAGAAGAAAGCGUAUGCCAAUGCCAAAUCAAAGACUGGUCUUACUGCAGUUCAUUUGGCUGGUGCAAGUGGCUACACAGAAAUCGUUGAAACUCUUGUUAAACAGUACAAUGCAAGCCUUGACGUCGUGGCUAUCAACAAAAGGACACCUUUGCAUUUGGCUGCUAUGAACGGACAGAAGACCGUCAUUUCCAAAUUACUCGAGUUGAAUGCCGACCCAAACUCCGUUGAUGCUAAUGGCUACACGCCUCUUCACUUAGCUGCCGAGAACAACCAUCCAGAAGUGGUCAGACAGUUCGUCAGUCAUACACCGUCGCUCAUUUUCCAAGCAAACAAGGAUGGAAACACGUGCGCCCACAUUGCAGCAGCCAAAGGAAGUCUUGAAGUAAUGAAAGAGCUCGUGCAAUGUGACCCUGCUUCGAUCAACACAAGAAACAAGAGAACAUAUGAGACACCAAUGCAUUUAGCAGCAUCCGGUGGUCAUUAUGAUCUGAUGCAGUUUCUGUUUUCCAAAGGAGGAUCUGUAGAGGACGAAGAUAAGGAAGGUAUGACUCCACUGCACUUGUGUGCCAAGUAUGGACACAGAAAUCUAAUUGAGUCACUAAAAGGCAAAGUCCCACUAAGCAUGUCAAGUGCAAAGAAUGGAUUGACUGCCAUCCACGUUGGCGCUGAAUAUGGCCAAGCAGAAGUCGUCCAGGACCUCCUACAGAAGGUUUCUGGUGGAAUUCCUAGUGAGUGUCCACGUGGAAAAGAAUCAGUUGAAGGGAUCGAGUAUGCCUACACUCCGCUUCAUCUAUCAGCACGAAAUGGGCAUGACGGGAUUGUUCGAUUGCUCCUCAAUUCACACGGUGUCAAGGUAGAUGCAGCAACCGAAGGAAAGGGAUUGAUACCUUUACAUUUGGCAUUGAUGAAUGGCCACACAUCGGUCGUGAGCUUGCUUCUUGGGAGAUCGACUCAUCAACUGGCCAUCAAAGACAACCAAGGAAGGACAGGUCUGCACCUGGCCGCUGCUCAUGGCCAUCUUGAGCUUGUCACUUUGCUCCUUGGACAAGGCGCUGAAGUUAAUGUCUUGGACAAUGAAUCGUGGUCCCCCCUGCAUUACGCUGCUGAUGCCGGUCAUGUUGAAGUCGUGAAAUAUUUGGUGCGUAUGGAUGCAGAAACUACCACAGAAGAUAAGAACGGCAAGACACCUUUGGCAUUUGCAGCAAAGAAUCACCAUUUGGCAGUUAUGAAGUACUUAGUUAUGAGAGAUUUUAAUGUCGAAAAUAUGCUUACAGACAGGAAGUUUCUGCUCAAUCUGAUGUUGUGUAGCAAACUGAAUGAUAACGAAUCGAUGAUAGAUUUCAUUCUGAAUUCGCCCGCGCCGAUAUACACGGCCUGCAAGUUGGCUAGGUUGUACCGCUUUGAGUCGACCAAAGAAAAAGACAAGAGCAGUGAUCUUCUUGAAAUGGGAGACUACUGUGAGCAAAUUGGAUUGGACUUGCUCCAUCUUUCAACUACAUUCGACACCGAAAAUGUCCUUAACGCCACUGAUGACGCCCGCCAGCCAUUGAUUGACAUUCUCAUUGAUGGCGAAUUGAAGAACUGCGUCGCACAUGCCAACGUACAGGGCUAUCUUGGCGAUGUUUGGAAAGGUGAUAACCCUCUCUUUGAUGGUUGGCGAACGUUUGUUCUAUUCUUGCUUUGCUUUCUUAUUCCACCGCUUUGGGCGUUCCUCUCUUUGCCGUAUAACCGCUACAGCCGCGUACCGACAUUGCGUUUCAUCUGCUAUGUAAUAUCGCACACCUACCUCAUAACACUGCUUAUACUGGUUGCCGUAAUACCUUGGAACCGCAGCUAUGAAGAGCUUUUCCCGACGCCUUAUGAAUGGGUACUUCUCAUAUGGCUGUCCGGAAUGAUUUUAUCUGAAAUAUCAGAACCUCAAAGCCGUAGCGGCCUUGGCCUAUUACCGCCAAUAUUCCUCGCUUUGGCAACUAUUGCUGUUGUGAUCCACGCGUUCGCGUUUCUUUCCUCCGGUAGGAUAAGAGAAGAGGUAAUGUAUGGAAGAGAUCAAGUUCUCGGUCUUGGUCUUCUGCUCUGUGUCGUUCAAUGUAUGGAGUUCCUUUCUUUGCACCAUCUGUUUGGUCCUUGGAGCAUCAUAAUCCGAAGUUUGAUUCAGGAUUUGCUAAGAUUUCUUGUAAUCCUGCUCAUCUUUAUAGUUGGAUUCGCACUGCAACUAGCGAUCGUGUAUAAACCAGUCUACGGAUUAAAGCAUGUUCAGGUACCAACAGAAACGGUCCCGACCCCUAAACGAGAAGGAUCCCUAGUCAUAUUUGAACAUCUGUUCUUUGCAAUGUUUGGAUUAACAGGUAAGUCCGACAUUGAUGCGUUCGAUCCAAACACAAACCCGCCCGCUACAAAAUAUCUUGCCCUCAUAAUUUUUGGCUUUUAUGAGAUCAUCAUCAUUGUCGUUCUGAUCAACCUGCUGAUUGCUAUGAUGAGCAACACGUAUACACGUCUGGAAGAGCGUUCAGAUAUCGAGUGGAAAUUCGGUCGAGCGAAAAUGAUUCGUAACAUGACGAAAACCGUUUCGACACCAGUACCUUUGAAUAUAAUAACGACAUUGGUCUCGAUAUUUCGAAUCAUCUUCAAGACAAACUGCUGUUGCUGUCGAACAGACAUUGCUAAAAUUUGCGAUGAAAUGGAGAACAGGCUGCCAGAGAUACAAAUGGAGUCGUUCGUCAGUCUUGAUAGAUCGACAGCAAUUGAAGAGGGAAGCGGGCCUAAGCGUCUAGUUGAUGUUGUCAACUGGGGUGAUAUCGUAGGAAGGUAUCUUGAAAACAAAGGCCUUCACAUUGACGACGAGGAAGACGAAAUUGAAAAAUUGGCCCAUGGUAAUCAAAAAUCAAAACGAAGAACAAUGCGUGUAAGACAGACUGGAAAUGGUCAUUUGACUACAUAGCCAGAUCUUUCAACCAAAUGUUUAAAACACAUUUAUAUAUGAAGCAUAUGCUAUGGACAAAGUUGGAGUGUUUUGAAAAGUUUGUUACAGCUCAGUAAGAAGAAGCUCUCUUUCGCAGUGAACUCAGAACCUCCUCAACGCAUGUAGCUACAUGCUAAAUGUUGAAAGUACAAACAAAGUUUUGAAAGCCAAGAUAAAUUUCAUAGCUCUUUUACAGAAUUAAAGAAAGAACUUCUGGUGAUACGCAAAUCUUAUAUUAAUGCGUGAUGCUGUAUUGGCUAUAUUUGAUUAUACGUCGCUACUUUUUAGUACAUUCGAUUAUAACAUUGCUUAUAAGGACUUGUUGGUAAACUAAAUUAAAUAUAGAUAGAUACUGCUAUUCUAGUCUUGCUGAUGAGCUUUAGUCGACUUAGGGAAAGGUAAAAUGCAUUUUGUAAAUUGAGUUGAAUGUAUAUAAAUUAGUCUAGUUGCCAGUAGAUUUCCCUUAAAAGUCUAUUAGAUAUAGAAGGAAUGCACAUGAAAUCCGCAGCGUAAAGGCAAAUCUGAGAAACCCUAACAUAAGAUUUUAGAAAGAAAUCAUCUUAAAAGCAGAAAUCUCGUUUACUUCUCAGUCAUCAUCAAAACAAAUACUGGACAGCCAUAAAAAUAUAAGCAUUUAUGUUCAAAGUCCAAGAAAGUGUUCAACCUUCAUCUACCUUGGUAAUUAAGAUUUGAAAAGAUCAUCUCAAGAUUCAAUUGAGAAAGGGAAUGGUAUGGGAUGGUGUUUGAGUAAUUAUCUAGGGCCUUCCUUGCCUAUUGCACCUUCGAAAAUGGAUUCUCAAUGAUCCAGGUAUUCGUGUCUUUUCUAAAUUAACAACUUUCUAAUUCAGCAAGAAUUUUCCAUAUUCCAUCAAUUUUCACGGAUACUUUCUGUUUUGUUAUACAGAACGUAUGUGCAGUUUGAUUGCCUUUGAAAGCCUGGGCACUAACAACACCGAUUGAUAAGAUUGUUCUUUGAGUAUUUCACAGUGCAUUUGUGGCAACCGACUCCCUUUUUUCUUUUGCUGGGCCAUAUUUUUUACAACAUUUGACUACCUUCUUGCCUUAUCUAUCUUUAUUCUAUAUUUCAUUAGCUAUUCUUAUUAUAUGUAUACUUUAUUCAUGUAAUUGAUGUAUUAUAUCCAUAUUUAGAGCAAAAUUUUGCACCGAAGUAACUUAUUAGCCACUGUACACAUAUUUUAGAAACAUAAAGAUUCGUACCAGGGGAA
This is a messenger RNA of Rhopilema esculentum, 17152 nucleotides long. RefSeq lists its product as uncharacterized. Gene Ontology annotation, molecular function: protein binding; calcium channel activity. The record is from RefSeq and is a predicted model, not a curated record. Lineage: Eukaryota; Metazoa; Cnidaria; Scyphozoa; Rhizostomeae; Rhizostomatidae. Gene Ontology annotation, biological process: calcium ion transmembrane transport. Gene Ontology annotation, cellular component: membrane; cytoplasm.